AGAGAAGAGAAGAUGAAGAAGACGAGCUCAGCGUUGCUGUGAGACACGUGUGGAGAUCCGAGCUUUACUUCAGGCAUGGAGGCAUCGAAUCCUCAAAACAUGAUGGAGAUGGACCGAGUCCAAUUUCGAAACUUGGAUAUGAUCAGCCACCUUCCACCAAAUGUCAUUGAUGUCAUUCUCAUGUGCUUGCCUUUGAGAGAUGCUGUGAGGACAAGCAUCUUGUCGCGUAGUUGGAGGUACAAGUGGGCCACAAUUCCACAUCUGACAUUUGACAAGCGAAGUGUACCAUCUUCAGUCGAUGAUUAUUCAGAUUUUGAUGAGCUCGAGCUUGUGAACUCUAAGCUCGUGAAUGCUAUUGAUCAAGUUCUCUUAUUACAUAGAGGUCCAGUUCAUGAGUUCAAGUGCCAAAAUUACCUAGAAAGCUGCCCCGCCAUUGAUAGAUGGAUACUUCUCCUAUCAGGUCAUGGUGUGAAGAGUUUCAUGCUCAAUCUUUUGCCGGGCGAGCACUAUAAGGUGCCUUCUUGUCUAUUCCUCUACAAAAACCUUAUUCAACUGAAGCUAUCCCAUUGCAUUUUCAAACCGCCUAGCAAGUUCGAAGGCUUUCAUAGUCUCAAGACCCUACAUCUUCAAAACGUUACCAUUGACAACUCAUUCGAAGACUUGAUUUCGAAAUUCCCUUUUCUCGUGGCGUUGACACUGAGGGAGUUUGACGGUCUCAACCGUCUUAAAAUUCAAGGCCCCAAGCUCCUGUUCUUUGAUAUCAGUGGUAAAUUAAAAUAUCUCUGUUUCGAAAAUAUCCCACUUGUAGCAACUGCACGCAUUCAAAUGACCUUACCAAAUGAUUACAAGAAAAGCAAGGAUUCCAAUAUGAUCAAGGUUCUUGGAUGUCUACAUCGCGUAAAGCGGCUCUCUCUUCAAGGUUUUCUUCUACAGUUUUUAGCUGUAGGUUAUGUACCAAAGAGACUUCCAACUACGUAUAAUCGUCUAAAGAGUCUGACGCUGACCAUAAAUUUCCUAAAUCUGGAUGAUUUACUGGUGGCUCUCUGCUUAUGUAGAAGCUCUCCUAACUUGCACGAUCUCUGGAUCAUGGCCCACUCGAUGAGUGCUACUAGAACGCCCGACGAGAAGUUUUGGGAAGUGCAAGAACAUUUGGAUGGCUUGUUUGCAAACCUCCAGAUUGUGACUGUAACCAACGUCGUUGGCUUUGGGGAACUAGAUUUUGUAGAGUUUGUACUUGCCAAUGCACUGGUGCUUGAGAAGAUGAAUAUUAUGAUUAAGGAAACGAUGGUUCGUGAAAAAGCUGAGAUUUUCCAAAAAUUGAUGGGUUUUCGAAGAGCUUCAUCACAAGCCAGGAUCAUAUUCUUGGGCCUCAACAAAAGUAGGUAGACUGUAUUUCUCCAUCCUUUUUUUUUUUUUUUUUUUUGAGUACCAAUGGGGUGUGUUCGUCCAAUUUCAUUGUGGCCGUUCAUCAGGUGGGUCACGGCUUGAAAUUAACCACAUUUUGUCUAUAUGCAACAUGCAUGUGGCCACCCGGAUGAGUGGACCAGCUGGACACAGUCACUUAGUCUCUCUUUUUUGCGAUGAUGUGUGUUUUGAUAUUUUUGAAGACUUGUGUAAUCCAUCCGUGGGCUCAUCUUAGAUAUUGUACCUUCUUUUCAAGUGUCAUUUAAAAUUGCAGAAGAUCAAGGACAUUCAGUAAGUGGGUCA
Messenger RNA from Magnolia sinica, 1707 nucleotides. RefSeq names its product F-box/FBD/LRR-repeat protein At1g13570-like. The transcript is spliced from 4 exons. Lineage: Eukaryota; Viridiplantae; Streptophyta; Magnoliopsida; Magnoliales; Magnoliaceae. The record is from RefSeq and is a predicted model, not a curated record. Gene Ontology annotation, molecular function: protein binding. Bases 76 to 1386 code for a protein of 436 amino acids.